AUGACCGGGCCGGCGUCGUACGUUGCCCCGUUAACUCUGGCCCUCGCCCCGCUAACUCUGGCCCUCGCCGCGCUGCUCUGGCCCUCGUCCCACUGCCUUGCCAUGACCGCGACCGGAGGCCCAGGCCACAGCCGAGAUGACUUCAACUAUUUCGCCUACGGCAGCAACUUGCUGCGGGGGCGGCUGCUGCUCCAGAACCCCACGGCGGUGCAAGUGUCCGUGGGCUGCUUGAAGGGCUACAGACUUGCAUUUGGCCAAAUAAUUGGAAAUUCAAGUCGAUGGGGAGGAGCUGUGGCCACUAUUAUACCAAGUCCUAAUGAAGAAGUAUGGGGAGUUAUAUGGUGUUUGAAAGCCGCCAAUCGACAGUCUUUGGAUGAUCAAGAAGGUGUUGAGGAAGGAAUCUACAGUCCAAUGGAAGUUCAAGUUGAGCAGAAAGAUAGAGAAGGAGGAGAAAUUAUUUGUCUGACCUAUCAGAUGAAUCAUUUUAAUGCCUCCCUCACAUCACCACUUUACAAAGAGGUGAUCAUCAGAGGGGCAAGAGAAAGUGGGCUGCCUUCUGAAUAUAUAAAGAAGUUGGAUACCAUAUUGACCAAUAAUUUCAAUGAAACCACGCCAUUUACGAUGCAAAUUAGUGAGAUUUUGCUUCAACAACAAAACAAUACAGCCACAUAAAACGUUCUUUUUCUUUUUCUGAAAGGAUACAUGUGUGUUUAAAUUUGGUCAUCAGAGGAUUAUAUUGAAGUGAAUUUGGAGAAAUUUUAAAACUGGACUGAUAUUUGAGAUUUACCUCAAUAAUUUUCCAAGUUUGUGCACAUUUUAAUUUUCAUUGAGGUAGGGGAGGCUUCGAAAUCACCUUUUCUCUGACUAAUAUUUUAAAUUAGCAUCUAAUGAUUUUGUGCUUUAUAUAUAUUUUAACAUGUUGUUCUUAGAAAAAAUGCUUGGAAACUGUGAUUCCUUAGCCUUUAAUUGUAAAGCACUUUUUGCCAUUGUCCAAUCAUCUUUUAAUAACAUAACCACUAUCUAUUUGCGCUGUAACUGAUGGAUUGGGGUCCUUUGUAUUAGUUUCAUUAUUAUAUUAUUGAAGUCCUUGAGCACGUA
Leucoraja erinaceus (little skate) is the source of this 1098-nucleotide messenger RNA. Its product is annotated as gamma-glutamylcyclotransferase-like. The transcript is spliced from 4 exons. Bases 1 to 672 code for a protein of 223 amino acids. NCBI's taxonomy places the organism in Eukaryota, Metazoa, Chordata, Chondrichthyes, Rajiformes, Rajidae. The record is from RefSeq and is a predicted model, not a curated record. Gene Ontology annotation, molecular function: gamma-glutamylcyclotransferase activity.